This is a messenger RNA of Protopolystoma xenopodis, 726 nucleotides long. Lineage: Eukaryota; Metazoa; Platyhelminthes; Monogenea; Polystomatidea; Polystomatidae. The record is from the annotation of a GenBank genome assembly.
AUGGCGCCUCUCACUGACACUGCAGGUGAAACGUUUGGGAAUUUAUAUGCUUACGCUAAUCUUCGAGGCUGUGACUCCGAGAGGGCCUGUUUUGAUGGCGGUGGUAUGGUGGCGUUUAGGGGUAAGUUGAUCUGUUGCCUCCAGCAGUUCGGAUUGGCCGAAACCGAGCUGGCUAGGGUUGUUGUAGAUGUUCGAACCAUACGAGCAAACCGCACGGUCAGUCGAAGCUUUGGUCGCGAGGCUACUGUUGAGCUGGCAACUGAGAAGGGGUAUCCAAUUAUCGAGGUGCCAUUUGCUCUUUGUACUCUACACAUAACCCGCUCCGAUGAGUAUCCUCUCUACAGCUUCGGUGAUCCUACACUGGCAUUAACUUCCCACCCCCCGUUGUCUCCCUUGCCCGACGUCCCAAAGCCAAUUCAAGUACAAAAUGUGUCAAACCUGGAUACCGAUGGAUCUUCUGCCGCCAUCCCUAGGCUACAUCAAUUCAUUCAUUCGAAAAACUUUUUCUUCUCUGCAGAAGAGGAGAUCGCACUCGGUCCAUCACUUUGGCUCUGGGAUAUGCUACGCAGGUCGAAAAGUGGUGGCUUCUUUCUUUGCCUCUCAGGCGGCCUGGACUCUUCUAGUGUGGCCUGCAUCGUAUACAGCAUGUGCAUUCAGGGUCCAAUGCAUUUUCUAAAGCAUAUACUUCAGUAUCCCGUUGAUCUUCAUGAUUGGAUACUUUCUUAA